GCCUGACCCCGACCAGGUUCACUACUAACGCUCUUCAAACUACCAUCACCAUCACCGUCACCAUCACCACUACCACUUCUGCAAGCGUCGCCCGCCCGCACCGCCCACCGCACCUGCGGCUACCGCUGCCGCAACUGAAACAACAAAAAUAACUGCAUAGCGGCUUUGCACCUUUCAGAGACGAAAGAUGGGAGCUGCUGACCUUGUCCCAGAGCUGCUGCUGCUGCUUCUGCUGCUGUGUACGGUCAGAGCCAACGUUCUUACAGGGCUAGAACCUGGCGACCACGCCCACCACCAUGACGACCACGCCCACCACCACGACGACCACGCCCACCACCACGACGACCACGCCCACCACCAUGACGACCACGCCCACCACCACGACGACCACGCCCACCACCAUGACGACCACGCCCACCACGACGACGACCACGCCCACCAUGACGACCGGGCCAACCCUCCAGACUACCCACUAGCCACAGGAAGAGAGGCUAUAGAAGCAUCUGCCCGCAUCAAUGAAUUAUUCCUGGCUAUACAAGAUGACCAAAUACAGCUGCCCUGGGACAUGCCAGCCAUGAAGGAUGUGCCAACCUUCUUUAGUUUCUCCUGCGUCAACAGGAUCCAAGGGUACUACGCUGACGUAGACUUCGGUUGUCAGGUGUACCACGUGUGCAGAGACCACCUCCCGGUGGCGAGCUUCCUCUGCCCCAACGGAACAGUGUUCAACCAGGGCGUCUUCACCUGCGACUGGUGGUUCAACGUGGACUGCCCACUUUCCCCGACGCUCUAUCACCUCAACCAGCACCUAUACAAGGAAGAGGACGAAGUGCAUCUGGCCAGGCAAGAGACAGUGGGCCAGGUCAAGUCUAGCCUUCACGAGACAGCAGGCCAGGUCAAGUCUAGCCUUCAUGAGACAGCAGGUCAGGUCAAGCCCAGCCUUCAUGAGACAACAGGCCAGGUCAAGUCUAGCCUUCGUGAGACUGCUGGCCAGGUCAAGUCGAGCGUUCAUGAGACAGCAGGUCAGGUCAAGCCCAGCCUUCAUGAGACAACAGGCCAGGUCAAGUCUAGCCUUCAUGAGACAGCAGGCCAGGUCAAGUCUAGCCUUCAUGAGACUGCUGGCCAGGUCAAGUCCAGUGUUCAUGAGACAGCAGGUCAGGUCAAGUCCAACCUUCACGAAACAGUGGGCCAAGUCAAGUCUAACCUUCAGGGGACGAUAGAUCAAGAAGAGACCUUCCAACGAGAUGCAGUGAGUGAAAUAAAGACUUUUCUACAAGAGGGAGUGGAUCAAGACAAGACAUUCUUACAGGAGACAAAAGGUCAAGAUGAAGUUUCCCUGCAGGAGACUACAAAGUUUCUCAGGGAGACAGUGGAUCAAGAAGAUAAAUUCUUUCAACAGGAAACAGUGGGUCAAGGAACCAUCUCCAACCAGAAAGAAACAGUAGAACAAGCAAAGCCCAACUUUCCGACUAAUGAACCUCUCCCUAAUUUCCUACGUGUUCUCCAGGUUCUGUCGGUUCCAGAUGAGACCGCUGAGAGCAGUGACAAUGUAGAAGCUCUUGCAUUCCCACUUGUCCAUGAGUUUGUUAUUCCAGUCCCUCCCUCUACCAAGUCCAACCACAACUUGAAUCAAAUAGCUUCAGAUUACCACCUGCCUUCAGAGCAGCACCUGCCACCUGCAAAUGGGUACCUGCCUCCCUUAAAUGGAUACUUGCCACCAGCAAAUGAAUAUCUACCACCAGCUGAUGAAAAUUUCUCUAAAAUAUUUUAAGUAUUACAGUGUAUAAUAUUCAACUUAACAACAGAUGUAAUACAAAAGUACUGACUUGUUCACGCAAAGAACAUAGUUUGAACCAGAAAUAACAUAUAAAACAAACCAUGUGUUAUAAAUAAGAAAAUUAACAAAAAAUUCAAUGUAAAUCUAAACCAUUAAGAAUACUGUAUUGUAUUCUGUAUUAGUAAAAAAAUUAAAUUUUUUGUGUAUUUAGUAUUCAUUGUAAGGUUUUAUCAUAUACAUAAACAUUAUUAAUUUACUUUGUUCAGUAAUCUCUUAAAUUUCUGAAAGAAAAGUGCUUUAUACACUUGACUGUACCUGUAUGUCAAAAUAUUCAUCACUAAAUACAGUAACUUAAGAUAUAUAACAAAAGGGUUGUUUGGCGAACAAACAAACGAAUGAACCCCGACAAACUACAUGACCUCUCGCUGGACAGCCCGUCCUCCAAACAAAGACCUAAAGUCCAUUCCAUGCACCCACCAAUCUCCCUGUUUAUGACCCCCCCGCCAAUUCUGCUCGUCCUGCAUCGAGCUCUGCGACUCCAGCCGCACUCAACUCCAGGCUUCGUCUCAACGUCUACGAUACUGCCAACAACCGACUGCUGUAACCAAGACUACUAAAUAAAUAUGAAAACCCACUGAA
Molecule: messenger RNA, 2413 nt
Organism: Procambarus clarkii (red swamp crayfish)
Lineage: Eukaryota; Metazoa; Arthropoda; Malacostraca; Decapoda; Cambaridae
Cellular component (GO): extracellular region
Molecular function (GO): chitin binding
Source: RefSeq, a predicted model, not a curated record